AUGUGCUUUCUAAGACGGCCAGGAGCAUCUGCAGGCUGGAUCUGGUGGAGGAUGCUGCGGCAGGUGAUACACAGAGGGCUCCAGUCGUUUUUCUACAAGCUGGGCUUAUUCGUGAGCAGGCAUCCGGUGUUUUUCCUCACUGUGCCCGCAGUCCUGACCAUCAUCUUCGGCUUCAGCCUGCUCAACCGCUUCCAGCCUGACACUGACCUGGAGAGCCUGGUAGCCCCCAGCCACAGCCUGGCCAAGAUCGAGAGGAGCUUAGCCAGCAGCCUUUUCUCCCUCGAUCAAUCCAAAAGCCAGCUGUAUUCGGACUUGCACACCCCGGGGAGGUAUGGCAGGGUGAUUCUCCUCUCCAAACCCGGAGGCAAUAUUUUGCAUCAGGCUGAUGUGAUCCUGCAGAUCCACCGAGCCGUGCUGGAAAUGAAGGUGAACUACAAAGGCUAUAAUUAUACUUUUUCCCAUCUGUGUGUGUUGAGAAAUCAGGAUAAGAAAUGCGUGCUGGAUGAUAUUAUUUCAGUGCUAGAGGAUCUGAGGCAGGCUGCCCUCUCCAAUAAGACAACAGCCAGGGUGCAAGUGAGCUAUCCCAACACUAAAUUAAAGGAUGGAAGGAGGAGUUUUAUUGGCCACCAGCUCGGAGGGGUCCUGGAAGUUCCAAACAGCAAGGACCAGAGAGUCAAAUCAGCCAGAGCCAUCCAAAUCACUUACUACCUCCAAACGUAUGGCUCUGUCACCCAGGACCUCAUUGGGGAGAAGUGGGAGAGUGAGUUCUGUAAACUGAUGCACAAGAUGCAGCUGGAUCACCAAGAUCUGCAGCUCUACUCACUGGCAUCCUUUAGCCUCUGGAAGGACUUCCACCAGACCAGUCUGCUAGCCAGGGGCAAGAUUUUGGUGAGCCUGAUGCUGAUUCUCCUGACUGCUACCCUCUCAAGCUCCAUGAAGGACUGCCUGCGUAGCAAACCUUUCCUGGGACUCUUGGGAGUGCUCACUAUCUGUAUUUCCAGUGUCACUGCGGCAGGGAUAUUUUUCAUUACUGACGGAAAAUAUAAUUCUACUCUGUUGGGAAUCCCUUUCUUCGCUAUGGGUCAUGGAACCAAAGGAGUAUUUGAACUUCUUUCAGGAUGGCGUCGAACCAGAGAGAAUCUGCCAUUCAAGGACAGAGUAGCAGAUGCCUACUCAGAUGUCAUGGUCUCCUACACAAUGACAAGCUCGUUGUAUUUCAUAGCCUUUGGCAUGGGUGCAAGUCCUUUCACCAACAUUGAAGCUGUAAAAGUAUUUUGCCAGAAUAUGUGUGUCUCCAUUCUGUUGAACUACUUUUAUAUCUUCUCCUUCUUUGGCUCUUGCCUGGUGUUUGCUGGCCAGUUGGAGCAGAACCGUUAUCACAGCAUCUUCUGCUGUAAAAUCCCUUCAGCAGAAUACCUGGAGCGGAAACCUGUGUGGUUCCAGACCAUGAUGAAUGAUGGUCAUCAGCAUACUUCUCAUCAUGAGACCAACCCGUACCAGCAUCACUUUAUCCAACAUUUCUUCCGAGAGCAUUACAAUGAGUGGAUUACCAAUAUCUAUGUCAAGCCAUUUGUGGUGAUACUGUAUCUCAUCUAUGCCUCUUUCUCCUUUAUGGGGUGCUUACAGAUUAAUGAUGGAGCCAACAUUAUCAACCUUCUUGCCAGUGAGUCUCCAAGCGUCUCCUAUGCCCUCAUACAGCAAAAGUAUUUCAGCAACUACAGCCCGGUGAUAGGUUUCUACAUUUAUGAACCUCUGGAGUACUGGAAUGGCACUGUGCAAGAGGACCUGAAAACACUAAGCCAAGGAUUCAAUACAGUGUCCUGGAUUGAACAGUAUUACCAAUAUCUUCGGGUGGGUAACAUCAGUGCAACUAACAAAAGUGACUUUAUCAGCAUUCUCCAGAGCUCAUUUUUAAAAAAGCCAGAAUUCCAGCACUUCAAAAAUGACAUAAUUUUCUCCAAAGCUGGAGAUGAGAACAACAUAAUUGCUUCUCGUUUGUACCUGGUUGCCAGGACUAGUGAAAACACACAGAGGGAGGCAAUAGAAUUGUUGGAGAAACUGAGGCCACUCUCUCUUAUACAGAGCAUCAAGUUCAUUGUGUUUAAUCCUACUUUUGUUUUCAUGGACCACUAUGGUCUAUCCGUAACUAUGCCUGUCCUGAUUUCUGGUUUUGGCAUCCUGCUGGUGUUAAUACUGACCUUUUUCCUGGUUAUCCAUCCUCUGGGAAAUUUUUGGUUAAUUCUCAGUGUCACCUCAAUAGAGCUGGGUGUCCUUGGCUUGAUGACCUUAUGGAAUGUAGACAUGGAUUGCAUUUCUAUACUGUGCCUUAUCUACACUUUGAAUUUUGCCAUAGAUCACUGUGCACCCCUGCUUUAUACAUUUGUACUAGCUACUGAGCACACUCGAACUCAGUGUAUAAAGAACUCUCUCCAAGAGCAUGGGACAGCCAUUUUGCAGAACGUUUCUUCUUUUCUUAUUGGGUUGGUCCCCCUUCUCUUUGUGCCUUCAAACUUGACCUUCACACUGUUCAAAUGCUUGCUGCUUGCCGGCAGUUGCACACUUCUGCACUGUUUUGUUAUUUUGCCUGUCUUCCUAACCUUUUUCCCACCUUCCAAAAAGCACCACAAGAAAAAGAAACGGGCCAAAAGGAAGGAACGAGAAGAAAUCGAAUGCAUAGAGAUUCAGGAGAAUCCUGAUCACGUUACAGCAGUCUGA
Molecule: messenger RNA, 2715 nt
Organism: Colius striatus (speckled mousebird)
Lineage: Eukaryota; Metazoa; Chordata; Aves; Coliiformes; Coliidae
Gene: PTCHD4
Product: patched domain containing 4
Exons: 3
Coding region: 1-2715 (904 amino acids)
Cellular component (GO): membrane
Source: RefSeq, a predicted model, not a curated record